UGUAAAUAAACUCUGUUCUGAUUGGCUGCUCUGUAUUAUGCUUCAUUCAAACAGCAGUUCAGGCUGGAACACUCCUUAUAACUUCAACAUAAACUGCUAGAGGCUCAUUAGAUGGAUAUGUAAAAAUGUGCUAUCACAGAAAACCAUUCAAAACAGGAUGUUUUAGCAGAUUAGGUCCCAUUUAUGGACUGUACUGGAAUGUGAAUGAUCCAUUUUGAAAACCGAACAUUUUCAUAUUCCAAGCUCAUUUAUUUAAAACAAGACUAGGUAAGCUUAGUGUUGCCAUUAGCUGCAUAGCAUUUGUCAUUUGGCACUUUACUUAGUGGUCAUGUACUAGUGCUUGGUGACCUCACCAAGUAUCCUCACCUGGAAGAGUAAAACGAGCUAAAUAAGGCUGCUUAUACAACAAGGGAAAUUCCAGUUGAGUCAGACACAGCUUGAGCUAAAAUUCUACUGUGUUAUGCUACUGUGUUGCUUCACCUGUUAUUAGGUUUUCGUAGGACCUGUGAUGUGUUUCAAAUGAAUGUGUUUCUGCUUUCUUUCAUUAUUUGUUAGCCAUAUAUUUGUAGCUUUCAACAUUUUGCCAGUCAGUGAUUGCACCAUUUCUAGCUCCACCCAUACAUUCCAGCUUGGUACUCCCAGCCAGAAAAGAAAUUCAGCAGUGGGAAUGAUGAUAAAAUAUGUGAUUGUGGAUUAAUCACCCUAACGUACCACGCUGCCUAGUGCUUAUCGUGGGAGAUGCUUGCGUGUGCACGUUUAAUGGACAGCAGUCACUCAGUCAGUGACUCAGCAAGAGACAUCGACUCUCAUAAAAAUGAGGAAAAUUCGGUUUUCCAUGAUAUUGACCCUUUAAAAGCUAAGAUACAUGGUUACAUGGUUAAUUGGCUGUUUUUCUCAGGUGUUACAGGGAAAGUCAGGCCAUUCAAUGAGACAAAGGUAGUUAGCUUGGAUUAUAAAUGCUGGUACUGUUUCCUUCCAAGCAUGCUCUAAACCACAGCUGUGUGUCGUAAGCAUGCUGUGGGUGGGGUGCUGUGCUUUUAUCUGCCCAUUUCCUGUCCCUCCCUCUCACCUGCUCUCCAUCUGUCCAUCUGUAGCCAACCCUGUAGUUUCUUUGUUUCUUCUUCUUACUUUCUUAUAAAUUAUUCUGUCAUAUAUAUGUUGUGUAUGUAUGUGCAAAUACAAUGAACAUACAAAGGAUCUAUUUAACAGAAUGUUUGCAGAAUAAUAAACAAGGAAAGAGAAAGAAGAGGACUAUCUUAAAGCGAAGGUUCAGUCAAAAAUCAAAUUUGCACUUAGCCAUCAUCUCACAUAUACUCGAUUAGGCUAGACAUGUUUUAUGUCUGAAGUUUGCUUCUUUAGUUGUGCGCUGGAGCUAAAAGACUAAUUUAGUUAAUACGCUGUGCAGCUUAUGUCUUCAAUUAGCAUUGUGUGCCUGUAUACAUUAUCACACACUUGCCUCAAACCGUGUUAUCUCAAACAGUCUUUGUUUAUGUGGUUUCACUGCUAUAAAAAUGGACAUAAAUAUGUUUCUUAUCUAAAAGCAAUUUUAGUAGUAGCAGUCAUUUAAAGUCUGAAUCUAGUCUUUACUUUUGUACAUUUGUAUAGGUAACAGUAUAUCAUACAGUUUUUUUGGUGCAGUGGAAGUUCCAGGUAGACGGAGUAUGUGUUUUGGGCAUUGGAAUGUCCACUCCCAUCUCUCCCUCUAUUUGUUUAAUUGUUCCUGAGCCAGAAAACCUUACUGCUGGAUGCCUGUCUGAUGUCCAUAGCAACCCAGGGAGGUCCCUCAACAUAGUUGACGGCUAUGUUGAAGGACAAUGUAAUUAUGAUGGAUCAAGACACUCAGUGGCUGUACCAGCUUUUGGCCGAGGUGCAGCUGGAGCGUUUCUACCUGAGGGUCCGUGAUGGACUUAAUGUGACACGCAUUGAGCACCUAGACUACGUGAAGGAGGCUGACUUGGAACAGAUUGGAAUCAGCAGACCAGGACAAAGACGAUUAUGGGAUGCAGUCAAGCGUUACAAAACCAGCACGCGGCCGCGGUCAUGGAUGGCCAAGAUGUUCAGUGUGCGUGGUCCAGAAGGAGGUGACCAGUGGAGUGGUGGUGGGUCUGGUCAGGGGCCGGAAAUAGGGCGAGCUCUCACCUGCCUCAUCCAGGACAGUGAGCUGGUGUUUGGAGAGAGACUGGGCUCAGGCUCAUUUGGGGUGGUGAAGAAAGCAGAGUGGCACAUGCCUACCGGACGAGUGAUACCCGUAGCUGUGAAGAGUCUGCGAAGCAGUAUGUCCAGGGAGGCAGAUACAGUGACAGACUUCCUCCAGGAGGUCACCACCAUGCAGUCUCUGGACCACAUCAACAUCAUACGCCUGUAUGGUGUGGUCCUUACACAGCCUCUCAAAAUGGUGACAGAGCUGGCUCCUCUCGGCUCUCUGUACGACACUCUGCGCUUGCGGCAGGGUGCGUACCCGCUGGCCCGUCUUUGGCUCUUCAGCACUCAGAUCGCUGCAGGGAUGGAGUAUCUAGAGACGCGGCGCUUUAUCCACAGAGACCUGGCAGCCCGCAAUGUGCUCCUGGCCUCCAGAGAGCUGGUGAAGAUUGGAGACUUUGGUCUGAUGAGGGGUCUGGGCCAGGACAAAGACCACUACAUCAUGGGAGCCCACAGACGCAUCCCAUUUGCCUGGUGUGCUCCUGAGAGUUUGCGUAUGGGCUCCUUCUCACAUGCCUCAGAUGUGUGGAUGUACGGGGUCACCCUGUGGGAAAUGUUCACUUACUGUGAAGAGCCCUGGCUCGGGUUGUCUGGAAGGCAGAUCCUGUGUCGUGUGGAGCGAGAUGGCGAUCGCUUGCAGAGACCACUGGACUGUCCACAGGAGCUGUACUCUGUAAUGAGGAAAUGCUGGGCCUACAAUCCAUCAGAGCGGCCCACCUUCUCCCAGCUCACCACUAUGGUAUCUGAGGCUCAGCCUAUGGAGAUGCGUGCAUUGCAGGACUUUACAGAGCCCAGAAAACUUGCUCUACAGGCCAGUGACCUAGUGACUGUAAUAGACCAUGGGCUGGAGUUGUGUGAGUGGAGGGGUCAGAACCAGAGGACACUGAGUGUUGGCUGGUUUCCCCCAUCGCUGACCGCUCCUUCUGUGUCUUCACUGGGCGCACUGAGUCCUAGUACUAGUCCUGCUGUCAUCUCUCCUCCACUCAGAGGAAGCUUACAGCACACUGGACAUGGAGAUGUGAACCCAGAACGCAGCUGGGGAACCCCAACACGGCUUGAUGACCCUGGAAACUGGAAGGUACCUUUGGCAAAAGAGAAAGAAGGAUCCAAUCUAAAGAAAAUGGCAGGCAUGUCCCGUAGUCUUGAGUCUGUCCUUGGGGUCUCAAAUGACAAGAGUCAAGGUGGAGGUGGCAGCCUGGCUCAGAGAACCCACGUCCGCAAAGCCAUCCCAGCUCACCUAAUCCAGGACCCUCGAAGGUUCAGUGACUGUAGUGGCAUCACGCCUCCUCCACGACCACCACCCCCCAACUUCAAGCGCAUCAGACCCCAGCAGUUGGUGAAAAGUGAUCGGAGGGUGGCAGUAAAUGCAGCCCCAGGGUCCUGGCCUUCACCUCCUCAUCCAAACCUGCAGCCCCAAGUACAGCAGCAGCAGGUUAUGGGGGUCAGCAACCUAGUCAAGAUGACCCAGUUAGCAAAGUCAACUCCCCAGGUAGACAACGACUUUGAGAAAGAGAGGGAAAGAGAGAAGGAAAAGGAGCGAGAAAAAGAAAAAGAAAGGGCACGGGAAAGGUAUCCAACUCAAGUGCAGACAGAUAAGGAGGCACUCAUAGCACAGGUGCAGGCGGCCGUCCAUGGAGUAACCCUUGAAGAGGUCCAGAGAGCCCUACAACGCAGUGACUGGAAUCCAAUGCGGGCAGAGCAACAGCUGAAGACAGAGCAGCUGUACCACAUGAACCAGUGCUCUCGAGAGGACUGCUACAAGAUCCUGUCACGCUACAACUGGGACCUUCAGCUGGCCAGCCGUUUUCUCAUCCGCAUGGCCAGAGAUGCUGCACUGGAGAGACGGGCAGACAGAGUUUAGAAAAGGAUCUGCAUGAACUCUGUAAGAACUGAGGAUCCAGUGCUGGAUUUUGAUGCAAGUUCUCAACAGUGAGGGGCUAAAAGUGCCACACGUCAACAUCGGAGGGGCCUACACUACAGGAAAGCUACAGGAGAGCAUCUCAUCCUCACUACUGUGCCAGCAUGGUGCCAUUCUCUGUCCAGCACGGCAUUGAGCCACUGAAGAGCGUAUUUAUGAAUCAGCAUAAUAAAAUACAGAGUGGGAAUUCAAACUGGUGCCACAGAAGAACAACAAGAGUUAGAGGACACUUUGGUUUCUAUUUUACUGCAUGUUGUCUGAGAAUUAAGAUAUUUGCUGUUGUCAGUGAAUCAUGCUGUACAUGUUUGAGCCAACAGUACAAGGAAAUUGCUUGGUCUCCUCCCUACAUAUGAGCCUGUACCAACUCUACAUCGCCCCCUGCCAGCUGAACGUGGGCCUGUUCAGUUGUUUCAGACCUCCUGGAAGGGGCCAAGAGACUAGAACUGACGAGGACAGUUUGGAUUAGAUUUUCUUCUCACUGAAAUGUAACACCCAACACCAACACUUAUGCUGAAUGAAGGAAUUUUUUAUUUUUCACUGACACACAAGCUUAGCAAAAACUGUCGGGGAAGUGGGUGCAAGUUUCUGUUUCCACAGUGAGCAGUCUCUUACGCUGUUUACAAUUUUAUACAUGGAAAAUAUAAUUGAAAUAGGUACUUUUAUGGAAUAUAUAUUUAAUAGAUGAACAGAAAUAGAUUUUAAUAAAUUGUAUACAUAGUUCCAGAACUUUUUUAUCUGAAUCUGUUUUCUAAAUUAAAAUGGGUACUUAUAUCAAUAUAUUUUGAUGCCAGAUGCCAAUAAUAGUACUGUAGUGUACAGUCAGUUAGGUGUACCACAUCAUCGACAGCAUCUCAUGUCAUAUACAAAUGUCUUAUUUACAUAGUGGCUAAUCUAAGAUCUCAUCAAAAAUGCAGUCCAAGCUGGCGCACUGUUCCAAAUGUAUAAUCCAUCUGGAGUGGAAAUAAAAAAUAUAGUAGACAAAAUUACAACUCACAUUUCUGUCUAGUAUAGGGCUUUGCUUUUUAGUGUAGAGGAUUCAAGUACAGCAUCUUUUUUUUUAUAACAUAUCACUUUUGGAACUAAACCUUGUCUUUUUUUUUUUGUUUUUUAUUUUUUGAUGUAAUUUGAUGAUAACAGCUGUCCACAGUGUGUGAAAGUUUCAUGAUGCGUGGACUGAUAGCAAUGCGCCAAAAUUACUUGGAAUAAGAUAAGUUUAUAUUAUGUUAAGAACUUUAACACAAAAAGAAAUAAUCCUUCAGACAGAAGGAUUGGAUAGAAGAUUUUUGUCCAACAGCAGCGAUAUUCUGCUAAACUUUAGAGGAAUUCCACCAAUUUGUCCAAAUUACUGCAUAAUUAGGUUAUAAAUAACAUAAUUCAGAGUAGUUUGAUGUGAAAUGCUCUGUUCUAGAGAACAGAGAAAUCCUGAGUCAGGAUUGUUCACAGUGGUAGUGAUGGGAACCAGACGGCCAAAGAGUUUAAGGCCACUAAAGCUCCCUCACAGAAAGUCAUCACAUGUAAAUGGCAGUUUUGAAAAAGAUAGUUUUCUGAAGGUUUUAGCCUAGUUUUUUUAAAAAAAGUCCAUUUAUAGUGGAGAGAUACAUGCAGAACAUUGUAAAGCCAAACAGUACCCAAAAAAUGAUGGGCCAUUUUUUUUUUUUUGGUUAUUUGUUGGUAUCUGGAGAUGCUGACUGAGACUAGAUUCACCUGAAUUAGCAUUCCAGAGAAAUGUAACAGUUAUUUCUGUAGGGUUACAAAUGCAAUAAAAAAUAAGAUGUAGACAUUUUAGCACAAUAGCCCAGCGUUGGUUAAAUGUUCUGCUCUUCCAGAGUACAAUAAAUGUCAUAAAAUGUUGGUUUGAAAUACUGGUCAAAUCUAGACGUCUGUCCAAUGCCAGUAUUUGUUUUCAAGCACAUAUCUGCCGAUACUGUUAUAUAUGAGUCUGUGAGUUUCUUUACUAUGAACUAUUUUACAUCACAUCACCCGGAAACACUUUAGUUCACAUCUCCACAAUUGAAUUCUGCAGUAAUUUUGAAAGCUCGGUUUAAUUCCCCUCUAACCCCAAGUAACAGUGAGCUGCUACAUGUUAUGAAAUUUCAAUACAGAGAAAGUACUGCAGCCAGGAUUCACUCCCAUCUCAUAGAAGCAAACAUACUUAGGGUUUGGAGCUUUUAACUGUGUGAGAGACAAGCUAAAGUAAUGAGAAAUCUAUUAGAUUAGUCUCUCACACAAAACUGCUUCAGCACAUUUGUCUUCAUGCAUGUCAACCCCGCUCAGGCCAUGUAUGUCCUUACAAAAGAGAACACUGCAGUGCAUUUUAAUGCAGGGGUCCAUGUCCUGACUGAGUACUACUUCAUGGAUUAGAUUAAAUCCCAAACCCUGGCUAAUUUAAAGGCUAUUUCAUUGAAUUCCCUAACAUCUGACCAGACCACUCUAAAUAAAUAAAUAAAUAACCAGCAAGCUAGUCUCCCAUGUUAGGAAUGUAAAUGAUUAACAGAUGUCUUGUUUAGUUCGUUUCUCUGCAGUUUUAUCUUUCAUACUUACAGUGUAGCCUAAACAUUACAAAACAAAUAGAUAGCUCAAUCCUUCGAAUGAAUGUACACAACAUUAACAUUCUAUUUGCUCUGACUUCAGCUUUUCAUGUACAGUGACACACCCAGCACUGUACAAAAGCCUUAAACCAGCAAGGUGAGAGUGGGAGCAUUCUUGGAAAAUUCCUGGAAUGGUGACCUGUUGAAUCACCAGGGCAGGUUAAUUGUGUGGUUAUAUGAUAUAACAGGCAUUCUAACUAUACAAGUAAAGUCUCCACAACAUUUUUUUUUACAUUAUCAUGGCAUUUUACUAGGGCAUAUGAUGGCACUACAUGUACAUGUACACAUACAUAAACAUGUCAAGACAAGAAAGCACUGGCAAGAUCAGCAGUAGAAUACCAAUACACAAAUGUUGGUUUUUAGCAAUUAAUCCCUUAAAGGACCCAUAUCUUACAUUUGUUUUGUAUUUUAUUUUCUCCUCUAAUGUCCACUCAUAACAUGUAUGUGUUUUUGUUUACUAUUAGCCAAUUUAUAUGACCAUUUUUUAACCUCUGAAACACUCCUUGUAAAAUCAGCUUGAAUGGGAAAGUGCUAUAAACUAAAUGUUUUUGCAGCUUAAUUUCUAUAUAUGGACUCUAUUGCUUUAUGUUUAAUACUUUAACUGUGUUUACAUACUACAUCAAACUGUAGAAAUUUGAAUAUUUGAAGAAAGUGAAGAAAAGUUUUCCAUGAUACAGGCCCUUUAAAGAAAGUCUUACUAAUACAGGCACCAGGAUACAAUAAUAUACAA
Molecule: messenger RNA, 7435 nt
Organism: Colossoma macropomum (tambaqui)
Lineage: Eukaryota; Metazoa; Chordata; Actinopteri; Characiformes; Serrasalmidae
Gene: tnk1
Product: tyrosine kinase, non-receptor, 1
Exons: 14
Coding region: 1802-4060 (752 amino acids)
Biological process (GO): positive regulation of kinase activity; cell surface receptor protein tyrosine kinase signaling pathway; multicellular organism development
Cellular component (GO): signaling receptor complex
Molecular function (GO): transmembrane receptor protein tyrosine kinase activity; protein binding; ATP binding
Source: RefSeq, a predicted model, not a curated record